Messenger RNA from Amoebophrya sp. A25, 2629 nucleotides. NCBI's taxonomy places the organism in Eukaryota, Dinophyceae, Syndiniales, Amoebophryaceae. The record is from the annotation of a GenBank genome assembly.
AUACGUUUUUGAUGAGAGUGGAGAAGAUCAAGAACAGAUCAAGCGUUGAAAACACUUAAUACUCGUUAUGCUGAUCUUCAGAUCUAGUUUCUUCAGGGUACUAUGUUCAUCAUCUUCAAGGUAUCCUGAUGAUGUUCUCGCUCGUUCAGCAAUUUCAGAUCCAGUCCCUCGUUCUUUUUUCAUCUUCACGGUGCUGUUAAAGGUCCCUAAAGUUCAAGUUCAAAACCCUAAAGAACGAUUUUUCGAUUUUCAUGCUCAACACAGAAGUGGAGGUAUUUCAGUAACAAGGUCAACACGGUCCUCUGGCUCGCUGCUUGUUAUAAAUAUCGCUUAUUUCAAGGACCACAAGGAGAAGUCGUGAUAGAGAAAUAGAGUUCUUGUGAGUCGUAGAUCUAAAACAAUCUAGAUCUAGAACUAGUGGUCAACCUCCUCCUCCACAACGAACUGCGUUUAUUUCAAGAUGGCUCGUCACGCACUAAGGGGUAUGAAGAAGGCGAAGCUGCGCUCGGUGCGGCGUGAUAUGAAGACUGCAGAUAAAAGAAAGCUCCAGCUGAAGGAAAAGAAGCAGGAGAAGGCCGCAAAAGAGGAGCAUCGGAAAGAGAACCCUCACCUGUACCAAAGCGCAGACUCUGCUGUCGCAAAAAGGAAUGCAUUCAUCACUCAGCUUGGUGCUUCUGGCGGCGGAAAUGUGGGACGUACUAUGAGUAAAACAAAAACUUCUGAAGAUUAUAGUGCUGUUGGUGCCUCUGCGACAUCAGCAAGCGGUAGAAAGGUUUCAUUCGCUGCAACAACUGAUGAAGUUGAUGGAGGGGACGACGCUGAGCAGGCUGAUAGUAGCAAUAAGGGUCCCGAAUCUACGAAGGUCGAACUGAAGGAUUCCGAGAGGGUCUGGCUUUCCGCGUGUCAGCUGUCUGCGAGCGCACAAGGUGAAAAUUUCCUCGCGCGCAUGACGAAGAGGGAACGUCGCGAUUUCGAAAUCAAGAUCGCGAAGGCAAAAGAAAAUUACGACAGACCCGAAGAGCGCGUCCUCCUUGUGGGCGAAGGCAAUUUUAGUUUUGCCCGUGCACUCGUCACAGACCCAUUCGGUCAAAAGCAAAAAAGAGGUACAGAUGCGACCUCUACAACAACAUCUUCAAACAAGAAUAUGGGAGCCGACAAGGAAUCGAUCAGCUCCGCCGAAGUAGAAGAAAAGCAGGAAGACACGACCGCGACAACUAAGCAACAUCAGGGAAGAAGUCGGUUUCUAUUGGCGACCUGCUAUGAUGAUCAGAAGACCCUGUUCACGAAGUAUGGCGCAGAUGUCAAAGCUAAUAUCAAAGCUCUCAAAGCAUGGACUAAGGCGCAAGAAGAAAAUCAUAAGGUGGAAAAUCCAUCUUGCAAAGGUAAAGGAGUAGAAGGAGACAAGAAUACAACUUCAAUUAAGGGUAGUACGUAGCGGUAGGUUAUAAAGGCGUUCACGUUACCGCUUGUGUUGCCGCUCUUAAGGGAGACGAGAGAGGCAGAACACACGGGGCACGCGAACACCAUCAAAAACCUACCUCUCUACAACCUCUAACUCAACAUCAACUUCAGCUAGUUGUAAUGUCUAUACUGUAGACACAACUACAUCGACUUCUCCACCUCGUGCCGACGUUGCAGUCGGCGUGGAUUGCACUCAGUUGUCGCAGAUCCGCGAUGAGAACCUUAAUAAUCCAGGCCACUGGUCGCAGGAGUCGUGGGACAAGAUCGUUUUUCAGUUCCCGCACUCGGGUAGCGGAGAGCAGGACAGACGCAAGAAUGUAGAGGAGCAUCAGCGACUGCUGGAGGCCUUCUUCCGCGAGUGCGCUUUGGUUUUGAACGAGCAAAACAAGAACGCGGCAGUGCACGUGACCAUCAAGAACGCAGAUGCGUACAAAGAGUGGCGCAUCGCAGGCUGCUGCUUCAAGGGCAGCGACGGCAAACUCAGAGUGCAGGGUGCCUACGACUUUGAUCCGCGAGUGUUUCCGGGAUAUGCUCAUCGUCGAACGAUCGGCUUCAAGGACGCGGUAUCGGCUGCCGAGAACGAGGAAAUCCUAAAGACAGGAGCAAAGACCUAUGUUUUCGGUUGGACGGACAAGAAAAGUAUGGGUGCCGGGAGAACAACAACUAGUACCGCUAACUCUGGUGCCAGCAUUGGGGCGGCGAACAGUUCUACCACCUGUCAAGAAAAUGGUCCCUCAACUCCAGCGACCGAGGAGCAGCAUCAGAAUGUCGAAAUGAAUGAGACGAGGGCAUCUUCAUCUUCAUCUGCACCUCCGUUGACUAAAAGUAAAAAACCAGAUAGCCCUACAGGAGAAAAGAAGAACAAUAAUGCAAAAAAGACGAAAAAAGCAGUUUCGAAGGCGGGCAAGAAACGCCAGAGGAAACAAAAAGCGCGCAACGACUCAGGGUCUGAAGACUGAUUUUUAGACGACCUCAGGGAACAGAAGUACCUCUCGAGGGAACAAAAGGUCAACAUCGUCUGGGUUUAACUGCAAAAACGCUCUUUUUGUUUUGGAAAAAAUAUAGGCCUACUUAUAAUUUAUUUGGGAAUUCUUGUUCCACCCCGCAGUACACAAAUGCAUACUAAAUUCUUCCUUGUCAAUGUUCAUAUCUUCUUCUAGUUGUACUC